AUGAGUUACCGUGAGGAUUACCCACUCAAGGAUCCGAACCCACUGCUUGGAGAAGGAUGGCGCUUGGGAGGAACCGUCAAUGGGUGGCUGAGCGCCGACAAGUUUGCGAGCACCUACGACCUCGUGGAGCAGAUGUACUACCUCUACGUGCAGGUCGUGAAGGCCAAGGACCUUCAACCCAACCCCAUCACCAUGAGCUGCGACCCCUACGUGGAGGUGAAUCUCGGCAACUACAGGGGCACGACGAGGCACCUGGACAGGAAAACCAACCCCGAGUGGCAGCAGGUUUUCGCCUUCUCCAAGGAGCGCAUCCAGUCCUCCACGCUGGAGGUGUUCGUCAAGGACAAGCAGAUGGUGGGCAGAGAUGACUAUGUGGGAAGGGUGGUGUUCGACCUCAACGAGGUGCCCACCAGAGUGCCCCCUGACAGCCCGCUGGCCCCCCAGUGGUAUCGGCUGGAGGACCGCCGUGGUGAAGGGAAGGUGAGGGGGGAGAUCAUGCUCGCCGUCUGGAUCGGGACGCAGGCCGACGAGGCCUUCCCGGAGGCGUGGCACUCCGACGCGGCCUCCGUCCACGGGGAGGGAGUCACCAACAUCCGGUCCAAAGUCUACGUCUCCCCCAAGCUCUGGUACCUCCGAGUAAAUGUCAUCGAAGCCCAGGAUGUCCAACCGAACGUCAGGGGCCGGAUGCUGGAGGCCUUCGUCAAGGUCCAGGUCGGAAACCAGGUGCUCAAGACGAAGAUUUGCUCGCCCGCCACCCUCAACCCGCUCUGGAAUGAGGACCUCAUCUUCGUGGUGGCGGAGCCGUUCGAAGAGCAGCUGGUCCUCACCGUGGAGGACCGGGAGAGUCCGAGAAAGGACGCGGUGCUGGGGAAAGCCUCGCUGCCGCUGACAUUGUUCGAGAAGAGGCUGGAUCACCGGCCGUUGGUGCAGUCGCGCUGGUUCGACAUGGAGAAGUUCGGCUUCGGGGUCCUGGAAGGCGAGACGAGGAGGGAGCUCCGGUUUGCAAGCAGGAUCCACCUCCGCGUUUGCCUCGAGGGGGCCUACCAUGUCAUGGACGAGUCGACAAUGUACAUUAGCGAUCAGCGUCCCACCGCCCGCCAGCUCUGGAAGCCGCCCAUCGGGAUUCUGGAGAUCGGCAUCCUCGGCGCAAAGGGACUGCUCCCCAUGAAGCUGAAGGACGGCCGAGAAGCCACCGACGCCUACUGCGUCGCCAAAUACGGGCAGAAAUGGGUGCGGACCAGAACCCUCGUGGGCACAUUCAGUCCAAACUGGAACGAGCAGUACACUUGGGAGGUGUUCGACCCGUGCACGGUGAUCACCAUCGGGGUGUUCGACAACUGCCACCUGGGGAUCGGCGAGCGGCAUGCGAAAGAUACGAGGAUAGGGAAGGUGAGGAUCCGGCUCUCGACACUGGAGACCGACCGAGUCUAUACGCAUUCAUAUCCUCUCAUCGUGCUCCAGCCGUCGGGGGUGAAGAAGAUGGGGGAGCUACAGCUGGCGGUGCGCUUCACCUGCGUGUCUUGGGCAAACAUGGUCUACCUCUACGGCCAGCCGCUGCUGCCCAAGAUGCACUACCUGCACCCCUUCACCGUGAACCAGGUGGACAGCCUGAGGUACCAGGCGAUGAGCACCAUGGCGGCGAGGCUCGGUCGGGCAGAGCCGCCGCUGAGGAAGGAGGUGGUGGAGUACAUGCUGGACGUGGAGUCUCACAUGUGGAGCAUGAGGAGGAGCAAGGCCAACUUCUUCAGGGUCAUGUCGCUGCUCUCGGGGACGAUUGGCAUGUUCAAAUGGUUUGGCGACGUCCGGCACUGGAAGAACCCGAUCACGACGGUGCUCGUCCAUGUGCUGCUGCUGAUACUGAUCGGGUAUCCGGAGCUGAUACUGCCUACAGUAUUUCUGUACAUGUCCGUCAUUGGGUUAUGGAACUAUAGAUUCAGGCCUAGGCACCCACCUCAUAUGGAUACCAAGCUCUCAUGGGCAGAGGCUGUCCACCCAGAUGAGCUGGAAGAGGAGUUCGACACCUUUCCGACAUCGAAGCCGCAGGAUAUGGUCCAGAUGAGGUAUGAUAGGCUUCGCAGUGUGGCAGGGAGGAUACAGACGGUGGUUGGAGACAUGGCGACGCAGGGGGAGAGGCUGCAGUCUCUGUUGAGCUGGAGGGAUCCAAGGGCUACUUUCCUCUUCAUCCUGUUCAGUCUUUGUGCAGCGGUGGUGCUGUAUGUGGCUCCCUUCAGGGUGGUGGCUCUAGCGGCCGGCCUCUACACACUUCGCCACCCCAGGUUUCGGAGCAAGCAGCCGUCCGUUCCAAGCAAUUUCUUCAGGAGAUUGCCAUCCCGAAUUGACAGCAUGCUCUGAUAGAGAGCAUCAACAUGCCCAAGUCUCUCUGCUUGUUAUUGUUGCUGAAUUCUAUUGUUUCCUUUCGAUUCUGACGGAUGUUUGCCUUUUAACCUUACGUUGCUACAAAAUAAGAGAUGAGAACCACACUUUCCAAGCCGUUGACAGAGUGAUGUAUAAUUUGAUUCAUUUGUUUGUAAUAAUAUGUUUCGUGUAUUCUUCAUAAAA
Molecule: messenger RNA, 2559 nt
Organism: Elaeis guineensis (African oil palm)
Lineage: Eukaryota; Viridiplantae; Streptophyta; Magnoliopsida; Arecales; Arecaceae
Product: FT-interacting protein 1
Source: RefSeq, a predicted model, not a curated record